AUGCUAGUUGUGACAACAGCCACCACUUCACGGUGGUGGCAGUGGUCAGUCCAUACGAUUCACGAAGUCUUCCGGCAACAACGAGCUUGUGACGAUGCAACCGGAACAAAGGGGAUGGUUGUGGUCUUGUCGUUGUCAAAGGGCAGCAGCGCACGCAUGGCGGUGAUUGUGGCUUCCAAUGGUGGCUGGGUUGCUCGUGACUGGAGGACGGCUGAUCUCUCACGUCCGACUUCAUCCUCAGCAACCACUGGAGGCGUAGUGGGGUUCUCCCAAUCAGUCACUGCUACGACGUCUAAGAAAGGUUUCCGCCUUCAAUGGGAUAACACAAUGGUUACUCGGUGGUUCCUCAUCUAUACAGCGCCUCUUCGGCAGCAUGGCGUGGUGCCGCUUGUCGGCGGGGGAGUAGGUGGCCUCCUUGCCCGAUCGGAAUAG
Molecule: messenger RNA, 432 nt
Organism: Lactuca saligna
Lineage: Eukaryota; Viridiplantae; Streptophyta; Magnoliopsida; Asterales; Asteraceae
Source: the annotation of a GenBank genome assembly